AUGGCUUGUCAGCGACCGCGGCUGUCACUGAGCAACUGUCUCCUCCCAACAUCAGUGGACUGGGUGGCAAUGCGUGCUCUGAAAGAAUGGCACCACAACUUCCAGACGGGCCUCUCUCCUUUUGGUUCGUCAGCGGAGAGCGCCGCAACAGAGGCAUCCCCAUUUUGGAUCUCAACUAGGGUGGCACGCAUGUUGUAUGCCGCUUCACUUAACGAGAGGUCUUCAUCGCGUGUGACGCGCGGUACUCACAACAGAAAUGUGCAUGACAAACCGAAAGAGGAGGCCAAAAGUAAAGGAAAGGAAUACACUAUUAAUACAAGGCGGCUAGUGAACGUUUUUGGCUCUUCAUUUAUCAAUGCAGCUGACACAUCUAUCUGCUCCAUGUUGGACUCCGCCACAUGUGUAUCCUACAGGGUGCCUGUAGAUGAAGCUGGCGACGUUCUGUGGUCACUGUUCAACGUGUUAAACAGUCAGGCUGUUUACAGUGCUGCGGCUACAUCUGAUGUAUCCUUUAAGGCGGCAGCACGCUAUGCCGUUUCAAAGGGCCUACCCUUGUUGUUUCACUCGCCCUACUGGCUGGAGGGUGAGGGGCUGGAGCGGCGGUGGAAAGAUGUGAGAAUUGCCCCAAACAUUCCACCCCUUUAUGUCAAUUCAGGCUCCGACUGGUAUGUCAAUGCGGAGCAGACCUCCGAUGCCUCGCGUUUUGAUUGUCGGUCAUGUGGCCCGCACCGUCGACAUCAGUGUCUCUCAGGCAGCGGGGUGCAUUAUGUCUCGUGGGAAUUCUCAGAAAAGCUUGCUGAAGCCUUCUCCGACACGCGGAAGGAUCUGAACGAACCCAGUGAGAAUGUUUCGGAGGAAAAUGGUCUCGGUAGGACUGUCCCGAAUUAUGAACAACAGCAACAACAGCAGAAAGGGCAGCAAAUCUAUGAAAACCCCAGCAAUCUGUGGCUUGAUGUAGAACUCGUCGAGUCAGCUGGGUUCUCUUUGCGCCAAGCUGCCGUUGGUGUCGAGUUGCCGCCUUCCCAACUGAGGGAACGGGUACGUGUGCAAGUGAAGAAGGAUAUUUACAAGACAAAAAGGGCGCUGCGAAGAUCAAUGGUCGUGGUGAACGCAGAGUUCAUUGUCGAGCGUGAGGUGUUGUUGGACCUUAUUGCAUACAAGCCUGUCUGCAUUGGUCUACCACCAAGCACCUUUCUGGGUGAGGCCACAAUCGUUCAGCUGGCGCUGCUAUCAUGCACGAUGAAGUACACUUCCUCCACUUGGCUCAGCGCCAGCGUUGCACAGAGAACGCAGUUGCGCGGGCGGGGAGGCAGUGAGACAACUGGCGUUGAGGUGGCUCUCAGGCACAGAUCAUACGCCGCCACGUCAACGGCUGUUUUAAUCAACGCAGACGAACUGGAUCUUUCACAGGAACGCAUUGCGGAGCUUAGCUGCUUUGCUGUGCCGGGGGGUGGCCCUCUGCCGUAUCAUCACAGUUAA
Messenger RNA from Trypanosoma grayi, 1479 nucleotides. RefSeq lists its product as hypothetical. The record is from RefSeq and is a predicted model, not a curated record. Bases 1 to 1479 code for a protein of 492 amino acids. The transcript has a single exon. Lineage: Eukaryota; Euglenozoa; Kinetoplastea; Trypanosomatida; Trypanosomatidae.